This is a messenger RNA of Triticum turgidum subsp. durum (durum wheat), 432 nucleotides long. NCBI's taxonomy places the organism in Eukaryota, Viridiplantae, Streptophyta, Magnoliopsida, Poales, Poaceae. The record is from the annotation of a GenBank genome assembly.
AUGGCGAAGCAGAGGUGCGGGGACGAGGAGGACAGCCUUGUGCGUUUCCUCGGGGCACGCGGGCCGAGCUCGGGAUGGCCAUGGCGCUGGAACUCCUGGAGGUGGUCAUCGGCAGCGGCGCCGGUCGUCGAGAAAGACGCCAUGAAGUACUUGGGGCAGGUGGUGGUGGCGCUCCUGGCCUUCUCGGCGGUGGUGCUGAUGGUGGCGCCGGCGGGCGCGGAGGCGGCGACCUGCAACGCGCUGCAGCUGACCCCGUGCGCGGGGGCCAUCAUCGGGAGCGCGGCGCCCACGGCGUCGUGCUGCAGCAAGAUGAAGGAGCAGCAGCCGUGCAUGUGCCAGUACGCGCGCGACCCCAACCUGAAGCAGUACGUCGACUCCCCCAACGGCAAGAAGGUCAUGGCCGCCUGCAAGGUGCCCGUGCCCUCCUGCUAA